Messenger RNA from Theileria orientalis strain Shintoku, 2613 nucleotides. RefSeq lists its product as hypothetical. The transcript has 6 exons. Gene Ontology annotation, molecular function: protein-macromolecule adaptor activity. Lineage: Eukaryota; Apicomplexa; Aconoidasida; Piroplasmida; Theileriidae. The coding region runs from base 1 to 2613 and encodes 870 amino acids. Gene Ontology annotation, biological process: organelle fusion; endosome organization; vacuole organization. The record is from RefSeq and is a predicted model, not a curated record. Gene Ontology annotation, cellular component: HOPS complex; endosome.
AUGACAAACCUUCGUCAUUUAGUAUUCUUAGAAAAGAAACUAGUAUCGAUAGAAAACAGAGACGGAAAGAGCUUGAACAUAACGAACAUAGUGGACGUCGUAGGAGACGAGCUGUUCCUGUUCCUGCUGGAAUCCACAGGAGUGGUGUGGAUAUGCUAUAAGCCGUGGGUCAAGUUCGACGAAACGACGCACCUGAGAUUUGUGAGCUUUAAAUCGUUCGAGUUUGAAGCAACAAACAUAUUCUACUGUCCACUAAAGCACAUACUGAUAGUAAUAGGGCGAGAACAGGAGUACGACUCAAUGCUGAAGUUUAACACCUACGACCUGCUGACGCUGAUGAACAACUACGACCAGGAGCCGCAGAUGAUACAGUCGACGCCGCUGUUCCCGAACCUGAACGAGUUUAAGCCGGAAAGCAACAUCAACAUCGCAAUCUCGGAGUGCUGCUCAAUCGUGGCAAUCUCGACGGAGAGCAGAGGAAUAUACUUCUACAAAAACUACGUAAUACCCUCAGACGAUAAUAAGUUGUACAUCAUACCGUACCAGAAGCUAGAGUAUAAAGUGGAGGUGAAGAAGAUACACCUGUACAUAGUAGAAGGAGCGUAUUACCUGAUAGUAGUGACGGAGUACGAGCUGGUCUCAUAUAACCUGACCGAAAACUGCCUGGUCUUCAAGGAGACUUCGGAAGUUAAGCUGGAAGUGUCAUGUAAGCUGAAGAGUAACAAGUUCGCAGUGUACAAAGGGAACAAAAUACAGAUAUACGACGUGGUUAAGGGGCUGAUUAAGCAGAUAAGCACGAGUGGAAGCACGGUGGUGGAACAGGCAGAGUCGCCGACGAACACAUACGGACUUAACACGAGUAACAGAAUUAACUCGAACAACAACAACAACAUCAAGCUGUACAGCUUCAACGAGUACAUCAUAAACUGCAACGUGGAUAACAUAUUCGACAACAAUAACAUCAUACUGAUCAACGUGUACUCGUACCUGCUGGACAUAACAUUCAUAGCCUACAGCUACUACAUACCGAGGCUGGUGUACAUAGUGCAGUCGAUGAAUAACCUGUACCUGUUCACGACGAACACGAACGCAGGGACGAACAAAGACGUGCUUAACGCAGGAAUCAGCGCAACCAGCAACAUACUGAUCUUUGAGCUUAAGAACAAGAACAUCUACGAAAGAAUAGAGAUCCUGAUCAAAAAGAGGCUCUUCAAGUGGGCGAUUAAACUGGCGGAGUUUGAAAAGAGGCCUCUGAACGAAGUGGAGGAGAUAUACAAGAUAUACGCAGACUGGCUGUACACGAAAAACAGAUACAACGAGUCGAUACAGUGCUACUGCAGGAGCGGAAGCGCAGUGGAGCCGUGCUACGUGAUACAGAAGUUCCUGAUACUCAACUCGAAGGUGUACCUCUACAAGUACCUCUACUACCUGCACAUGAACAACAAGGACAACUACAUACUGACGAUACUGCUGAUACAGCUGCUCUACAACAUAAACAGCACAGUUAGCAUUAAUGGUAGUGGCAAUAGCAUUGUAGCUGGCAAUAUGAGCGACGAGGACAUAGACUACAAAAAGGAGCUCUAUAAAUUCCUGAGUAAGUUCGGAAACACACAUAAAAAGAGUAUCAAAGAAGCGAUCGUGGAGUGCAGAAACACAAACAAGUAUGAAUUCGCAAGCCUGAUAGCAAGCUACCAGAACGACACGCAGGAGUUGCUGAACAUACUGCUGGAAGACCUGCAGGACUUUAGAAGCGCAUACGAGCUGCUGAAGAAGGUGGAGAGGAAGGUGCAGUACCAAGCAAUACUGCGGCAUCAUAAAAUACUGCUCAAACACGACAUAGACCAGCUGUUGGAUCUAAUAUGUCAAAUAUUCAACGCAGAGAUAAUGUCAUCAAGCAGCGUGAGCGGAGCAAGCGCAGAGGACGUGGAGGAGGUGGAGUGCGAAAUCAAGCUAGACAGGAUCAUCAACACGUUCAUACUGGAAAACGAGUUCCUGAAGAGGCUUCUGGAGAUAUUCGACAACAAGAACGACUCGCUGCUGCUGUACACAAUAAGGCUGAAUCUGCUACUACAGCAAUACUACAACUUGACACACUCGAAUGGUAGCGGUGGUAGUACCGUUGUAAGUAACUCUAAUGCCAAUGGUAGUACUAAUUCUAACAGUACUAAUUCUAACAGUACUAAUUCUAACAGUACUAAUGCUGAUGUCAAUGGUAACAGUGCUAAUUGUACCACCAAUAGCAACAGCACCAAUGGUGAUGCCAUGAUCAACACUGGUGUCAGCAAUACAAACGGCACAAUGAGUAGUAAUGGCAACAACAAUAUCAGUUCGAACAAUGAGGAUGAAUUGCUGAAAAUAGAGGAUAAUAUACUUAAGCUGCUGAACCUGAACAACGUGAGUAGCCAAAACGAGCUGAUAAGCCUGCUGCUGUGCCUGCUCUACAACUAUAAGAGAGGCUCGAUCAUCAUGAGCAUAAAAAUGGGAUACUAUAACUUGCCCUUGAUACUGCUGGAUAACCAGAACGAUAACAUAAACCUGCUGGAGUACGUGUUCAACUACGGGUACAAUGAGCCGAUAUUAUACGUAAACAUGCUCAAGUUACUGCUAAAGUAA